Messenger RNA from Pistacia vera, 369 nucleotides. Its product is annotated as S-norcoclaurine synthase 2-like. Gene Ontology annotation, biological process: defense response. Bases 1 to 369 code for a protein of 122 amino acids. The transcript is spliced from 2 exons. NCBI's taxonomy places the organism in Eukaryota, Viridiplantae, Streptophyta, Magnoliopsida, Sapindales, Anacardiaceae. The record is from RefSeq and is a predicted model, not a curated record.
AUGUCUGGAACAGUAAAAGUGCUUGAAGGUGAUGGACAUGUUGGCACACAUCUAAACGUUACAUUUCCACCAGGAACUCCUGCAGUUGGUUAUAUGAAGGAAAUGGUUACAAAGGUUGAUAACAAGAAGCGUGUGAAGGAAACAAAAACCAUUGAAGCAGGAUUUAUAGCACUGGGCUUCAGUCGUUAUGUAACUCAAUAUAAAAUUAUUGAGAAAAAUUCUACAUCAAGUAUUAUAAGAUUAACAAUAGAGUAUGAGCUUGAUGAUAAGUUAGCAAAUCUUACUUUUGUAGUAAAUACUGAGAUAGUGGAAACACUUGCAGAAACCGUUGGAAAAUACAUGACUGAGAAGACACCUCCUCCUUAUUAG